AGUGAAGGAAACAAACGCCAUUGCGGCUCAAACAGGAACCUCGAUUGGGUUUAAAGAAACCGUGGGUCAGAACCAAAAUGGCAGCCCGGAGUCAGUUCUUCGUGAUAGCAGUUACUGAUCAAGCCAGCUCAAUCGAUGGUUUCCAAACCUGAAGAAGGUAGUGGAGAGAUUGAAAGGAUGCCUCGGGUGGUGUUUCUCCAUCCAGAUCUUGGUAUUGGAGGUGCAGAGCGGUUAGUGGUUGAUGCAGCUGUUGCCUUGAAGUCUCAAGGAUGCAGUGUUCAGAUCUGGACGGCCCAUUAUGAUCCAAAACACUGCUUCUCUGAGACCCGGGACCCAGAUCUUCCUGUGGUAUGUGUUGGCGACUGGUUACCCACCAGUGUGUUUGGCUGCCUACACGCUCUUUGUGCGUACCUUCGGAUGAUCUAUGUGGCCUUCUACCUGGUCUUUCUCAGCAGUGUAGAGUAUGAUGUCAUCUUCUGUGAUCAGGUAUCGGUUUGUAUACCGGUGCUGCGGUUGUCCCGGCGGAGGAAGAAAGUCUUGUUCUACUGUCACUUUCCGGACCAGCUGCUGACCCAGAGGAAAUCAGCCCUAAAGAAGCUCUAUAGAGCUCCUAUUGACUGGUUGGAAGAACGCACCACUGGCAUGGCUGAUCUGAUUUUGGUGAACAGCCAGUUCACUGCAGCCAUCUUCAGAGAGACCUUCUGCAGUCUAAACCAAGUCCACACAGAUGUCCUCUAUCCGUCCCUCAACACUAAUACCUUUAAUCAGUUGUCUACGAAAGCACAGGGCCUCCAGGGGCUGCUUCCUGAAGGAAUAUCUCACCUGUUUCUGUCUCUGAACCGAUAUGAGAGAAAGAAGAACCUGGGCCUGGCUCUGGAGGCUCUGGCAGUCCUAAGAUGCAGCCUCAUCCCGGGUCAGAGAGCAGGUGUUCACCUGGUAAUCGCUGGGGGCUACGACGACCGCGUUACUGAGAACGUUCAACACUACAUCGAGCUGAAUGAACUGGCAGAGCAGCUCCACCUGGAGGACUGCGUCACCUUUAUGCGUUCUCCUUCUGAUUCUCUGAAGGUGGUCCUGCUGCAAACAUCCACUGCAGUGCUUUACACCCCCAGCAGAGAACAUUUUGGGAUAGUUCCUGUAGAAGCCAUGUUUUGCAGCUGUCCAGUUAUCGCUGUGAACUCAGGCGGGCCCCUUGAGAGCGUGGCAGACGGGGAGACGGGCUUCCUGUGCGAGCCCACGGCGGAAGCCUUCUCCAAGGCCAUGGAGAGGCUUAUCAGGGACACACGCCUCCGCAGGGACAUGGGACAAGCUGGGAAGAGGAGGGUGGAGGAGAGGUUCUCUCUUCAGGCCUUCUCAGACCAGCUGUAUGGGUACAUUGUCCAGCUGAGCAAGUGAUGCAACGGGAGGAGGAAAACAGUGGAAAUGUGAAACUGAACAACUGCUAGCUGUAUUACUGUGCAAAAGUCUUGUGUUUUGUUUUAAUUUCCAGGAGCCAGAGUUUUUUUUCACAGAUCUGAAUGAUGUUUUUGAUGAGUGUUAUUUAAAGCAUUGCACUCAUUUUCUGCCCUGUCAUUGAAUCCUUGAUUGUUAAAACACUUAACACAAUAUGUGUGUCAUGGCCAUGAGGGGAUAGAAAAUGAGCAUUAAAAACAGCAACAACAACAAAUGCAACAAGUCCAAAAAAAACAACAGUGAAAGACCUUUUUAUAAAGAUGAAGAACUAUGGGUCAAGACCAGUUCAGAAGAUUACAAGGUCUGCCUCAUUGGAAACUAAAUCUAAAGAGUGGUUUGAAACUUUUGGGCAGUACUGGGCUUGGUGUGUAUUAUUAGUACUAAUUAAUCAGCCCUCCCCAUGAGAGGUUGCUGUGAGGCGAGAAAAGGAUGGAAUUCCUGUACCAAUUAGGAAAUGAGAAAUUAGUUUACCUGUCCUGUUGCUGGAAAAAUACCACCUCUAAGCACGUCUGGAACUGUGAAAAAGUGCUGCAACGUGGCAACCAAGAGCCCAGAAAAUGAGUCUCCAACGAGGAUUGAUUGUUAGCGGGAAAUGUUUUGCACUGUGUGUGUGUAUGUUUUUUUUGUCUUCUACAGCACAUUUUGUUUUUGUGUCUUUAUGACGAUGAAGAAGAGGAACGCAGUCAUCACCACAUGCCAUCAGGCAGUGCACAAUCUCAGAUCGAUAAGGUGGAUGUUUUCUGCCCCAUCCUGUCCGUCCAAAGCUUUGUUCCCCUUCCUGCAGCUACGUAAAGGGUUAUUAGCAAAUGGAGCGUUUGGCUUUAUUAGAGGUCUGGUUGAUGGGCACUGUGUCUGGGUCAUUAUCAAUGAGGAGAAUAGCAGAAGGUCAUUGUGUCUCUGCAAUGACCUCCUCUGGCUUCCUACUGUAUAGAAAGGCUCCUAUUGACAUUCUUGAGUCUUAAUAAACAAGAAGACACAUUGUUUCGCCCCAUCUCUUAUGAGUCCCACUUUUGCUGGUGCGUUUGUUGGCCUUUAAUUGACUUGUGUAAGGAUUUUGUGGGCGAUGAAGCUCAGAUACAUUGUUAUUGCUGUAAAUAAAAUAUUCCAAGAAAAA
This is a messenger RNA of Girardinichthys multiradiatus, 2566 nucleotides long. RefSeq names its product ALG2 alpha-1,3/1,6-mannosyltransferase (gene alg2). NCBI's taxonomy places the organism in Eukaryota, Metazoa, Chordata, Actinopteri, Cyprinodontiformes, Goodeidae. The transcript is spliced from 5 exons. The record is from RefSeq and is a predicted model, not a curated record. Gene Ontology annotation, molecular function: alpha-1,3-mannosyltransferase activity; GDP-Man:Man(1)GlcNAc(2)-PP-Dol alpha-1,3-mannosyltransferase activity. The coding region runs from base 136 to 1395 and encodes 419 amino acids.